AUGGACGAUAUCACCACAUAUACGUUUGAAACAUCUGAGAUUCAAUGUCAAGUUAAAUAUGCUAUAAACUGGACAUCGCUAUCCAUACAAGCAAAAGCUGAAUUUAGGCCUCUGACGGUGACACUCGAUUCGUCGGGGUCUAUCACGUGGUCUCAGCAAACGUCUAGACAUGACGUCACAUAUGACAUCAUCGACAAUGGAAAAGGACUGGGCGAUGACGUCAUCAUACGUUUGAUUUUGAAAGAAACACAGUGCACCGACGGCAACACAUUCAUGUGCUAUUUAAAGUCGCCGUUAAAGGAAGAUCAAACACACAGCAUAAUGGUCGUUGUAGGAAAACCGGAUGGUAAGGUCAAGCUGACAUUGGGCCCUGCAGUGGUGGAGGACCGGGCUCUGCGCAUCACUGCAUCCUGGCAGGGCGGAUUUCCGGUGCCUUGGACCAACAUGUCCUGGAUGGCAAUUGAUAUGGAUAACAAGACAUAUGACCUAUCGGUGUACGGACAAUACACGGAUUAUGAGCUGACAAAAGAUGACCGAAAGUGCCAGACAUUCAUGCAGCACUCUAUCGUCAUAUUCCCGCGACUUCACCUUAAUGCCACCACCGUGAUUGUGAAACCUAACUUAAGCAUGAAGAAGUAUUUCGUUGAUAAGGUGAUGGAGGAUUACCUAGCAACGGUGAAGCCUGGCGUUGAAAGAAUUCUCGUUAUACCACUAAGUUAUUGCCCGUCAAAUGCCAAGGACAUGAGUAUACCUCAUCCUUACACGCCUUGUAACAAGUUUGUCCGAUGUCAUUCGGGAGACCUCGCCGUGCAGUUGUGUCCAACGGGCACAUGCUUUUACGAGCCAACGGGAGAGUGUGUGUCCAUUUACCGAUGAGACAUUGCUUAAAUGUUUCGGAGAAAACAUGAAGUGACAUCUGUUUAAUUGUCUGAAUGAAGAUUACUCCAAUUUUCUUUUUAGACAUGGUUAAAGUAAUAUGAUGCGACAAGAUGACACAUGACAUUAAAAAUUUAAGAGACCACUUAAUGUUCUUAGUAGACAUUGCUUCAAUCGUAUUAGGAGAUAUUACGCACAUGAGAGACAUGACUUCAUUUUUUGAUGAGAUAUGAUGCAAUUGUUCGAUGAGACAUGGCUUGAUUUUCUGGUGAGACAGGGUAUCAUUGAGGCUGUAUUGCUUCACAUUAUGAGGAUAACUAAAAUCAUUUACUGAGAGGACAUGUCUUCAUUUUCCGAGCAGAGUUGACUCCUUCUUUGUGCGAGAUACGACUUCGUUUCUCAAAAUAUAUUGCUUCGAUUUUCAAACACAAUAUUAGGUCGUAUCUUGUGCUAAUGUAAAUGGAUUCAAUGAUGUCAGCAUUUGAUGUGUAUGUAUCUUUCGAAAUGACGGUGAUUUAAUUAACAAUUUAUGACAUCACAGGAAGACGGCGAUCUUUAUUAAAACUGUUCAGUCAA
Molecule: messenger RNA, 1452 nt
Organism: Dreissena polymorpha
Lineage: Eukaryota; Metazoa; Mollusca; Bivalvia; Myida; Dreissenidae
Exons: 5
Coding region: 1-876 (291 amino acids)
Cellular component (GO): extracellular region
Molecular function (GO): chitin binding
Source: RefSeq, a predicted model, not a curated record